AUGGCCACCUCCUCCUCCUCUGCGCCCGAACUGCCGGUGUUCGAAAAGACGCCUCUGCCCGACUUUUCGCGCACCAACCCGCUCGGCGCAGGCAGGUACGUGUCGACAGCCGCAUGCCUCAUCAUCGGCGACGAGGUGCUGAACGGCAAGACCAAGGACAGCAACUCGAACUACCUCGCCAAGUUCUGCUUCGACCUCGGCAUCGAUCUGCGCCGCAUCGAGGUGAUCCCCGACGAUGAGCAGACGAUCGUAGAGGCCGCACGUCGACUCACGGAUCAGUUCGACUGGGUCGUCAGCAGCGGUGGCAUCGGCCCCACGCCGGACGACAUUACGUACGAGAGCAUGGCCAAGGCGUUUGGUGCCGAGCUCGAGUACGAUGAAGAGGUGGUGCGCAGGAUGGCGGAGAAUCUCAAGGCUAGACAGGUGAAUACCGACGUUACGCCGGAUAUGAUCACGGCACGCAAACGCAUGGCGCUCUUCCCGAACAAACACGCCGAAGUGAUCUUCCCCACAGAAAGGUUGUGGGUGCCAGUCGUGCGCAUGGCAGGUAAACUCUGCAUCCUCCCCGGCGUCCCACGGCUCUUUGAAGCCCUGCUCGACGGUAUGGAGAGCUACAUCCCGCUCGACCCCAACCGACCUCGCCCCUACAGGGUGCUCAUCCACACGCGUCUGCCUGAAAGCAACAUCUCCCCCUUCCUCGUCAAGCUGACGGACAAGUGCAAGCCCAACGGCAUCAAGGUCGGCUCCUAUCCAAAGUGGAACAACGGCGUAGACGUCUCGCUCAUCGGAAACGACUGGGACGAGCUCGAGAAACUCAUCCCAGAGGUCGAAAAGGAGGUAGAGGGCAAACUCAUCGAGUCCGGCCAGCUCGGCAAGACGCGCGAUCCCCAACAGCAGCACAAGAUCUAA
Messenger RNA from Moesziomyces aphidis, 909 nucleotides. The record is from the annotation of a GenBank genome assembly. Lineage: Eukaryota; Fungi; Basidiomycota; Ustilaginomycetes; Ustilaginales; Ustilaginaceae.